AUGAGGGAAGACCUCUCUCCCCUUUUCAAGCACUACGGCAUCCCUUCGGGUUUUAUCACCGAGCGAUUGCAUGGGGUCGCUCAAUCAAGUGGCUCACGUUUCUCCCAAGAUGGCUUUCAUGCGUCUUGGAUUCAGACUCUUUGCAAAGUCAUUCCUAUUAAAGAGGUCAAGAGCCAGGGCCUUUCCCCAGGAACUACCUAUGAAAUUAUCAACAUGCAAACUGGAGGGCCGAAAAUCACAGAGCCAAUCAAAAAUCCUAUGGCUGCGCAGUGGUUACUUUCUGAGCUGGCGUCCAGCAGCAGUCAAAGAUUGGCACUGAAGGAGCGCUUUCAGAGGCAGGCUAGUAGCGACACGUGGAAACAAGCAGCUUGGAAUCUAGCAUCCGUCUUUAAGGGGAUUGAAAAGGAAAUCUUGAAUUCAGCUCAAGGAGCCGAAUGGACCAGAAGACAGCGGGAAGACGACGAAGCGGUUGAAUUCACAGGCCUACAUAACCUUGCAAAGCAUUGCACAUACCUUGAGGAGUCGCUUGAUGCCAUGGAUCUUAUACACGCAGAUCUUGCUCUGCAAUACGAGCAAUAUUUCAAUCUGUUAGGAGUGUCCUCAACGUCUUCAUUAUCUUCUUCGUCUUCUUCGACAACCCUUAACCCCAACCUGGGUAGCUACCAAAUAUCGCAAGAAUUUUGGAAAACCAAAGACAUGCUUAGACACAAGAGAGGGCUAUUCAUGUCAACCAAUUUGAGAAUCACCAGCUUGGAAAAACGAAUAAACAGUGCUAUCAAUCUGGUAUGA
Molecule: messenger RNA, 789 nt
Organism: Coccidioides immitis RS
Lineage: Eukaryota; Fungi; Ascomycota; Eurotiomycetes; Onygenales; Onygenaceae
Exons: 5
Coding region: 1-789 (262 amino acids)
Source: RefSeq, a predicted model, not a curated record